Cylindrotheca closterium is the source of this 3774-nucleotide messenger RNA. The record is from the annotation of a GenBank genome assembly. Lineage: Eukaryota; Bacillariophyta; Bacillariophyceae; Bacillariales; Bacillariaceae.
AUGCCCAGCAGCCGAUCAUCCCGAGGGAGACGGGGCACCAGCAGCAGCCCAGCCACCCCAGAACCUUCCACCUACGAAGAAAUCAUGGGAAUUGUGGCAGAAGGAGAAAGGUCUUCUGGAGGUGCGGAUGCCCUGUCGUCUCGAUUGAUUUCCUUUCGCAAAUGGGUUGUGGAGGAUGCCAAGAUGACAGUUCAUCCUUCCGUCUGCAUUGUCAAUGGUGAGGCCACGGAUGGGACCAAAAAUGCUCCUGUCCUCUUGUUUGGUCCUCCACCUGGCUUGGAACCAGUAGUACGGAGUUCCGGAGAAGGACGCGUGGGGGGAGUGGACGGUGAAGCCGAUCGAGCCUUGUAUGAACGGACGAUUGGGUGUCAGGUCCGAACGGCAAAACUCAUCAACGAGCAAGAGGUCAUGAUGACUUGUCCGAGAAUGGCCAUGAUUACGCCAGAUGUUGUGGCAGCGAGUGAUGCGGGGAGGGCCAUUUUGGGAUGCUGUAAACCAUUAGUAAAGCAGCAAGGGGACAAUGAUGAUAUGGAGGGUUCAGGGAAUGCUAAUUUUUGGGACGUCUUUGAAAAUACCACCGUGUGCGAGGACAAGUUUGCGCAAAAGGUGGCACGGAGUGCGGGACCGCAAUUGGUGAUCAAGAUAUUGCAGGAACGGAAACGAGCGGAAAGCGUCUUUCUAAAGGCACAAAGAGAUAGCAACGGUGGUGAUGGAGAAAAUAAUGGUGACACAAAAGAGCACAAACUGAUUGAGCCCGGAGUCCUAUCCACGCGAGCACCGUUGUUGGCCUUUCUCAUUCACCAGCGGUUUUCAUCGCGAUUGAACCCACCUGUGUUUUCGGAGAAUCAAAAGGAUUUCGAGGCCAUUGCGGAAGAGACGGCGCUGAAACGGGCGACACCAGUCAGUAGACCAGAAGAUGCACCAGGUUCCUUUGCUCCUUAUGCUCGAACACUUCCAUCCUCCGUAUCAUUACCGAUCUGCUGGAAACGAAACGAACUGGCGCUGUUAUCGGGAUGCAUCACAGGGAUUCCACCGCUUCAGGAAGUAACGUCCACUACGCUUCAGUUGGCGGCAGAGUUUGUGGCGCUGAUCGAGGCAGGAGUCUUGGAAAAAUUUCCCUCCAUUUUCCCACCCGGUCUUAUUACUUGGGAACGCUGGGUUUGGGCGGCAGCGGUCUACACGUCUCGUGCGCUGCCAGUGUCUUGCUAUCUGAAUGAAGGGGAAGUGAAUGCAGUUGCACACAAACCUGAAAAUGAGAGUGACAUGCAAUCACCACGGGAAACAUGGGAUGAGUUGGGUGUCAUGAUACCACUCUUGGAUAUGCUGAAUCACGAAGUGGAUUCGCAUGCGGUCACCUGGCAACAACAGGUGAGCGAGGGAUCCAGCGUGACCGAUGAUGGUGAGAAUGCAAAUACUACCAGCGAGCCGCACCCUCCAAGGGUUGUGAUGAACAAAAAGGUCCGCAAAGGUCAACAAAUCUAUACCAACUAUGGGGCAGACAAAAGCAAUCAAAUAUUGAUAUUGCAAUAUGGAUUUGCCUUGCUUGCAAAUACAUCUGAUGAGGCCCGCUUGGGGUGGGGCUUGAUGGAUGCGAUUGGAAAGGUCGCUGGACCUGCUGACUACAAGCCCCUCAUUGAGAUUGUGAACAAAGACGAAGCUUAUCAGGUCUUUGAGUCCCUGGAAUCACAGGCGGUCAAUGAAUGGUGGUCUGACGAGCGACUGAAACUACUGGAAAGCGAAGCAUUUUCAGCUGUGGGAGAUUCCUUCAUGUCAUCGCUUAAGCUGGGAAAGAAAAUGACGGGGACAGCCUACGGGGAUGGGACUUAUGAUCCAACUUUGUUGACGGCAGCACUCAUUGGGACCAUGCCAACACCCGAACUCAAAGUACACAUGGCCAAAUUGAAACAGCUGCAGGCUUCUGGUGAGACGAUGCGUGUUCCUGUGGAGGUGACCCAGCGGCACCAACGGGUAUUGCGCAGCUAUUUGCUCUUUGUGUUCACACGCAAGCUGGAAAAGCUGCUAGAAAAUUUGUUCAAUGGACUCAAGGGGCACUUUGGAACCUUCCAACUUUGGACCAAGGCUUCCAAGGGUGGAAUUCGGUACCAAAACGAAGAAAACGCGGGGGUGGAUGGUGGUAACAUGAUUGGAUGGCAACAAUUCUUUGAUGAGAAUGCAUAUGCAGCAACUAUGGAAGUGGAGAAGCGGUACUAUGCAAUUGGUCCGGAGAGCUGUGUACUAACCUUUUACGAUGGACAACUGCAAGCCUUGCAAAAUUCUAUCGAUGGUGUCGCUAGUGCUGAAAAGUUUGAAAACUCUGUGCUGAAGCAACUGGCUGACUUAGACUUUGUCAUUGUGAAGAGUGAUGAUCCUAUUCCCGAUGUGGAAGCCGCAGCAGAAUCACAAAAGAUGGACGUGGACAAAUCCAACAAAACAAAACAGGGCGAUACGACGACACCCAAUGGUGGGGGGAAAGACGCGGCUGGCAAAAGAGAAAAAGGAGACCAAAAGAAGUCGAAUGAUAAAUCGAACCGACAGCAAAAGGACGACGGGAAGAAGGACGACGGGAAGAAGGACGGAAAAUCACCAUCAAAAUCAUCACGCCGCCGCAAUCGUAGGGGGAAGAACAACGAAGGGAGGGGCGGAAUGGACCGAGCACCGGUUACAAAGCUUCAUAUUGGAAAUUUGGCAUAUUCGACAAAUCCUGCCGAUCUGUACGAGUUCUUCUCCAUGAGAUAUGGUAGAGAAAGCGUCUUGGAGUGCCACAUUCCCACCGAGCGUGAAAGUGGCAAAUCUAGAGGAUUUGGAUUUGUGACGCUUCCAGACAACGUCGCACGUCGCAUUCUGUCUGCCGGGAAAAUGGAACUAGACGGUCGAGUUCUACGGAUCGCAGAAAGUAACUCCACCGGCACGAACAGAGGGAAUGGUAGAUUCCCUCCCGUUCCACCGCCACCACCUCCACCGCCAUUGGCGGGUGAUCGUUGCAGCAAUUGUGGCUAUCGUCCAAAGUAUUGCGAGUGUGCCGCACCAAGUUUUCCGUCACAAAAUCAACCCAACCCGGGACAUAUGGAUGGUUCGUAUGGGCGAGAUUUUGAGUACUUUGGUCCCAGCAACGAACGCAGUCGCAGAGACCGCGGCCGCAGCCGAAGCCGAUCAUCAGGGUAUUAUGGACGGGGACGACGAAGCUCUCGAGAUGAUUACGACAGGCAUUACUCUCGCAGUAGGAGCCGACGGUACUCUCGGAGCAGAUCAAGAAGCUACAGCCGAAGUCCAAGCAGAGAACGUAGUCGAAGCAGACAUCGUCGACGACGUGAUUAUUCUCGAGAUCGAUCUCGCUCUCGCUCUCGCAGUUGGUCAAGGGGUAGAUCACGAUCGCGUAGUUAUUCGAGGGAUAGAUCUCCGGCACGGUCAAGGGACAAGGGGCGGGAUCGGUCAAGAGAUCGAUCCCGUGAUCGGUCUGUGUCACGAGAAAGAUCUAGGGAUAGAUCUGAUCGAUCCCGAGACCGUCGUAGGAGAGGCUACGGGUCUAAACGCAGUCGGAGUGCAAGCCCGACUCACUCUCGCAAAGAUCGCAUGAGCGACGCAGCUAAUGGUGGCGAAGCUCCACAGGACAACAAUAGCGAAGAUGGUAUAGAGCCCAACGAUGCUGUGGAAUCGAGACCUCAAGAUUCUCGACGAAGGCGCAGUCGGAGCCGGGACCGUGGAAGAAACCGAAAGAGAAGAAAAAAGAGUCGCCAUGUCCGCAGUAGAAGCCGCUCUGCUAGCCCUGCCAAAUAA